UUGUGUUGCUAGAAGGUAUUUACUGGAUGUGAUUUAAUUUCGUAUCAGUUGACUUUAAGUAAAGGAGAUGAUCCCAGGCAGUCCAGCUGGGCCAGAUUCAAUGGGUUGGAGGACAUUGAGGCAGAGCUCCAGCUUCCUGAGACAAGGCGGAAUGGUAGCCCCAAAGCUGUCUGCUUCCUAAUCCCUGGGCCUUGUGACUAUGUUAGUUUACAUGGCAAGAGGAGAAUUAAAAUUGCAGAUGGAAUUAGGGUUGCUAGUCCACUGACUUGAGAUAGAGACGUUACCCUGCAUUAUCUGGGGAUGUCGUCACACGGCUCCUAAAGGUGGAAGAGGGGACAGAAGCACAGUGUCAGAGAAAGGUGUGAGGCCAGGGCAGCCUGAGGGCAGAGCCAGCUGAGGGCUUUGAGGACGGAAAAAGUCAAGGGAGGGAGCAGGAUCCGGGAAUGUAAGUGGCCUCUACACCAAUAUGGAGAAAUCUCGUCUGUACUAAAAACACAAAAACUAGCUGGGCAUGGUGGUGCAUGCCUGAAUCGCUUGAACCAGGGAAUCGGAGGUUGCAGUGAGCUGAGAUCACGCCAUUGCACUCCAGCCUGACAACAGAACAAGAAUCCGUCUCAAAAAACAAACAAACAACAAACAACAAAAAAACAGAUUUUUUUUUUUUUUUUGAGACGGAGUCUCGCUCUGUCGCCCAGGCUGGAGUGCAGUCACGCGAGCCCCCAGACCUUUCCCCACCCCCAAACAGGCCUUGGUGUAGAGAGGGAGCGUGAUGGAGUCUUGCGGAAAUGCCAGGGUGGGAAGCAUCACGCGGCCCUGACAGACAUCCUCCCGCAGGUGUGUGGCAGCCCUGACAUCCUGUUGCACCUUCUCAAGUCGGUGGCCACCUAUAAAGGCAUCGAGCCUCCCGCAUCGCUGAUCCAGUGGUUCUGGGAGGUGAUGGAGUCCUUCUCCAACACAGAGCACUCUCUUUUCCUUCGCUUCGUCUGGGGCCGGACGAGGCUGCCCAGGACCAUCGCCGACUUCCGGGGCCGAGACUUCGUCAUCCAGGUGUUGGAUAAAUACAACCCUCCAGACCACUUCCUCCCUGAGUCCUACACCUGUUUCUUCUUGCUGAAGCUGCCCAGGUAUUCCUGCAAGCAGGUGCUGGAGGAGAAGCUCAAGUACGCCAUCCACUUCUGCAAGUCCAUAGACACAGAUGACUACGCUCGCAUCGCACUUACAGGAGAGCCGGCCGCCGACGACAGCAGCGACGAUUCAGAUAACGAGGAUGUCGACUCCUUUGCUUCAGACUCUACACAAGAUUAUUUAACAGGACACUAAGAUGGGGAAACGUCCUCGUGAGACGAGAGCCUGAGCCAGGCAGCAGAGCGCUCGCUGCUGUGUAGACUGUAGGCUUCCUGGUGUGUCUGAUCAGAAGCGUCCGUCCUCGAGCCAGGCGGGAGGAGGGGGUGGAGAGACUGACUGGCCGUGAUGGGAAUGACAGUGAGAAGGUCCGCCUGUGUGCGUGGAACACUGUGGACGCUCGACUUCCAAGGGUCUUCUCACCCGUAAUGCUGCAUUACAUGUAGGACUGUGUUUACUAAAGUGUGUAAAUGUUUAUAUAAAUACCAAAUUGCAGCAUCCCCAAAAUGAAUAAAGCCUUUUUACUUGUGGGUGCAAUCGAUUUUUUUUCUUUCUCCUUUCUUUCAAGUGUCGUGAGUCGUCUUGAUUGUAUAUUGGAAAUAACUGUGUAACAAAUCAUAUUAUAAAUAUUUCAAUUAAUUUUACUCUGAAUUUGUUUAUUAAAAGCCUUUUGAACAUGAAA
Gorilla gorilla gorilla (western lowland gorilla) is the source of this 1804-nucleotide messenger RNA. RefSeq names its product E3 ubiquitin-protein ligase HERC2-like. Gene Ontology annotation, molecular function: ubiquitin-protein transferase activity. The transcript is spliced from 2 exons. Lineage: Eukaryota; Metazoa; Chordata; Mammalia; Primates; Hominidae. The record is from RefSeq and is a predicted model, not a curated record. The coding region runs from base 937 to 1320 and encodes 127 amino acids.